Molecule: messenger RNA, 765 nt
Organism: Malurus melanocephalus (red-backed fairy wren)
Lineage: Eukaryota; Metazoa; Chordata; Aves; Passeriformes; Maluridae
Gene: FARSA
Product: phenylalanyl-tRNA synthetase subunit alpha
Exons: 3
Source: RefSeq, a predicted model, not a curated record
UCACUGAUUAAGUGAUGCCACAGCAGGUGUGGACACAAAGAAGGUGAACCCUGGGUGGGGGCUGCGCUAACGAAUCUUUAAGUCACAUCAGCCCUCUGAGAUCUGUGGUGGAGUUGCCUCGCUCCUCAUGACGUCACUGUACACCUUCAUGACGUCACGGCGCCCCCCCGCAUCCACCUGUACAACCCCCGCCACACUCAACAUGGCGCCCACCGCCCGCAGAGCGGCGCUCGCGCCACACUCAAGAUGGCGCACCCCUUUCCUGGUGCGGCAGCCACACUUCCGGCAGGCCCGGGAUCACUUCCGGCCAUGGCGCCGAGCGUGGCCGAGCGCCUCCUGGAGCGGUUGGACCGGGCCGGGGCCACCGAGGGGCUCUGCAGCAUCGAGGCCGCCGCCGCGCUCGGUGUGGACCACCAGACGCUCGUGGGCGCCGUCAAGAGCCUCCAGGCGCUGGGCGAGGUGAUCGAAGCGGAGGCGCGGGCGGAUACGCGAUGGGAGCUGAGCCCCGAAGGCGAGCAGGUGCUGCGGGACGGCAGCCCCGAGGUGCGGCUGUUCCGGAGCCUCCCCGAGGAGGGGCUGCCCCAGGCCGAUGCCAUGAAACUGCCCGGGGGCUCCUUGGGCUUCAGCAAAGCCAUGGCCAACAAGUGGGUGCGCCUGGAUAAGGGAGCGCCCGGCGGUCCCCGUGUGCUCCGCGCCGUGAGUGACCCGGGCGGGGGUCCCGGGGAWGCGGGAGGGUCCCGGGAGGGAUGCACGGGGUGCGGGAGG